Aphis gossypii (cotton aphid) is the source of this 3061-nucleotide messenger RNA. Its product is annotated as probable peroxisomal acyl-coenzyme A oxidase 1. Gene Ontology annotation, cellular component: peroxisome. The record is from RefSeq and is a predicted model, not a curated record. Bases 397 to 2415 code for a protein of 672 amino acids. The transcript has 13 exons. Gene Ontology annotation, molecular function: fatty acid binding; FAD binding; acyl-CoA oxidase activity. NCBI's taxonomy places the organism in Eukaryota, Metazoa, Arthropoda, Insecta, Hemiptera, Aphididae. Gene Ontology annotation, biological process: lipid homeostasis; fatty acid beta-oxidation using acyl-CoA oxidase.
UGUCACUCGUCAGUUUCCGUUCAAUCCUUUAGGUAGGUAACUAUAUUAUUUAUUUUGUUAUUGAUUGAAUAAGAGGUCGAUCGGCACAGUGUGCAUACCUGUACAAUAUAAUUUACAUUUUACCCGAUUUAUCGACUGUUUACAACUUCAUAUUAAUUUCGGUAUAUGUAUAAAAAAAAUAUUGUGUUAUGUUGUGACAAUCAUCGGUAUUCGCGAAUUACAAUAUAAUAUAGUGCUGUUGAUCGUAUAUCGUAUAUAUUAUAAGAAGAAUAUAUGAUAAAUAAUUUAUAGAUCAGUUUAGUUGAAAAAUAAAACACACAGUUACGAGCGUGAGUAAAUAAUUUCUAUAUUAUAUUAUAUUCGUUUCAUACGUCAUAAAUAACAACAAAGAUAAUUAUGAUGGUCGAGCGGCAAACCGUUAACGAUGACUUGCGCAAAGAACGAACAACGUGCACCUUUAAUACGGAGGAACUGACGAAUUUCAUAGACGGCGGCGCUAAGAAUACCGAUAAGAGACGAACAAUUGCGAAGUUUUUCCUCAGUGAUCCACGAUUUAAAGACGAUGUGCCUGUGACGUACCUUAGCCACCAAGAACAUUACGAGCAAGCGAUUCGGAAAUCUUGCAUUUUUUACAAGAAGAUCAAAGAAUGGGAAGAGAUUUCGAACACUCACAUAUUUGAGAUUUACGAUGUGCUUUGGACUAGUGGACUAGAUACAGCAAUUAUAAAACAAAAUGUACCUUUUAACGUUCAUAGUUUUAUGUUUUUGCCAUCUCUAAUUGGUCAAGGUACUCCAGAACAGCAAGAAGAGUGGGUUGAACGUGCCUUUAACAAUUCAAUUUUGGGUACUUAUGCUCAGACUGAACUUGGACAUGGAACUUUUAUUAGGGGCUUAGAAACCACAUGCACGUAUGAUCCAGAAAAUGAAGAGUUUAUUUUAAAUAGUCCGACAUUAACAUCGUACAAAUGGUGGCCUGGCGGACUUGGCCACAGUUGUAACUACGCAAUUGUUCUCGCUCAACUUUACACUCAAGGCAUACAUCGUGGUAUACAUCCGUUCAUUGUUCAAUUAAGGGAUUCAGAAACAUGGAUGCCCAUGCCUGGAAUCAAAAUUGGUGAAAUCGGUAGUAAGAUGGGCAUGAACUCUGUGAACAACGGAUACUUGGCGUUUAAUAACGUUAGAUUACCUCGAAUGCAAAUGUUAAUGAAAAAUGCUAAAGUUCACAAGGAUGGAACUUAUGAAAAAUCACCUAAUGAAAAAUUAACAUACGGCACAAUGAUACUUGUACGAGUAUUAAUUGUUAAGAGUUUGGUUACUAGCUUUUUAAUGCAAUCAGCAACAAUCGCAGUGAGAUAUAGCGCGAUUCGCCGGCAAUCAGAACUUAAAUCAGGUGAACGAGAACCUCAAAUUCUAGAUUAUCAAACACAACAGUACAAGUUAUUCCCAGUCAUUGCCUCAAGUUUAGUGUAUGUAUGUGCAGCAAAAUGGUUAUGGGAUAAAUACUCUGCAGUAACUGCGCAAUUAAAGAAAGUUGAUUUGGAUCAAUUGCCAGAGCUACAUGCUAUGGCUUGUUGUCUGAAAGCUGUCGGCACAACCGAUGCAUCUAUUAGCGUAACGUCUUGUCGUUUGGCAUGUGGCGGUCAUGGAUAUAUGAACUGCAGCAAUUUUCCCAACAUCUAUUCACUUACAACUGCAACAGAAACCUACGAAGGCGAAAACACGGUACUGCUAUUGCAAACAGCUAGAUUUUUGAUAAAAUCGUACGAAACUAUACAAAAGGGAAACAACGUGUCCACGUUGGAAAUGAUGUCAUACUUGGAAAAAUACAAUAGCUUAAAACAAUCGCCUUGGACGACGACAUUAGAUUGUAUGACCAAUGCGUUUUUCCAAGUUGCCGGAAGUAAAAUUGACGACUGUUACUUCACAAUAAAACGACUGAUUGAUUCUGGAAUGGCUCAAGAAGAUGCUUGGAAUCAAACAUCCAUUAAACUUACUCAAGCAUCCGAAGCCCAUUGCAGAGCGUUCGUUAUCAGUACUUACGUAAAAACACUUAAAACUAAUCAAUUCUCACCAGAAUUAAUGGACGUUCUUACUCAACUCGGCGAGUUAAUUUGUGCACAGUGGAUAUUAUGUAGACUUGGUGAUUUUCUACAGCAUUCCAACCUGAAACCGAUUAACGUACAUUCAAUACAAUGCUUAUUAGAAGAUUGUUUAGAACGCAUUAGGCCCAACGCAGUCGGUUUAGUAGACAGUUUUGACAUACCAGACGAAAUAUUAGAUUCUGCGUUAGGCGCCUACGACGGAAACGUAUACGAACGGCUCUUGGCAGAAGCCAAUAAAAGCCCCUUGAACAAAGAACCAGUAAACCGCUCAUUUGAGCUAUACAUAAAACCGUUUUUAAAAUCUAACAUGUAAAUUAAAUUCAUUAUUCCAACUGAGUUAAUAUGUAUAUUAUAGGUUAAUUAUUAUACGGAGAAAAUAUAAUUUAUGAGAUUUAUAUUAUGUUAAUGAUCAAUUCUUUAAAACCAUUAAUUAAAUCCAAAGAAAAUAUUUUGUAAAAUAAAAUUGUAUUUAUUUAAAGUUUUAGGAAUAGGUACUUUAAAUGUGAUUUAUUAAAAACAGUAUAUUUAUACAUAGAAACAUAUUAUAUUAAUAUAAUCAAUAGAUUCAUAACGAAAAUAGUAGGUAUGAUAUUAAUGAAAAAAAUAAUAGCUUUAAGCUCUUUGGAAUAAAUAUAAAUAUAAAACUGAUGUAUAUAUCUACCUAAACAUAGAAAAUUAAGUAAAAAUAAAAUGUUUAUGUAUACAUUUAUUUUAACCCAUGCCAUAUCAACAUACAGAACAUUUAUAUUGUAUUCCUUUAACCAGCCCAUAAUCGCAAAAUAUGGUACAAAUGCAACCUAAAAGUGCAAAAAUAAAUGUUCCAUAAGCGCAAAUCAAUUUUAUUAAACUAGUAGUUAUUAUAUUAAUAUUUAAUUAAGGAUUAACAGUGAUAUUAAAAUUUGUAAAAUUGAAAUUAAUUUUAAAAAAAUAAAAAUUAUCAUUUUGAAUACUACUUUAAA